Messenger RNA from Suricata suricatta (meerkat), 2547 nucleotides. RefSeq names its product growth differentiation factor 10 (gene GDF10). Gene Ontology annotation, molecular function: growth factor activity; cytokine activity. The transcript has 3 exons. The record is from RefSeq and is a predicted model, not a curated record. Gene Ontology annotation, cellular component: extracellular region. NCBI's taxonomy places the organism in Eukaryota, Metazoa, Chordata, Mammalia, Carnivora, Herpestidae. Gene Ontology annotation, biological process: BMP signaling pathway; osteoblast differentiation; SMAD protein signal transduction. Bases 390 to 1823 code for a protein of 477 amino acids.
CGGCGGCAGCCCCGCGUGGUCCCGGGCUUAAAGCCGGUCCCCCAGAGGGUGCUGCCGGCCGCCCCGCCCCGCCCCCCGAACCCGCGAAGCAGGGCGCCCAGUGGGCUGCAAAGUUUCGCCGCGCGAGUCCGCUGGGGCAUCGCGUCGGCUCAGGUUUGCCUCGGCUCCACGGGGCUCCGGACGGCCGUGACCGCCGGCCCGCUGCUCGGGCGGCGCAGACGGAACCUGCGCGCUCGCCUCCGGUGCCGCUCUACCCAGCGCCCGCGCGGAUCUCCGCACCCAGCGCCCCGCUCGUCCUCCCUCCACAGGGUCGGUCCGGAGUCGCCGGUGCGCCCGCGAGUUCUCUCCUCCUACCCGGCUUCGACCCUCCUUCGCCACCGCCACCCACCAUGGCCCGUGGCCCUGCUGGGACAAGCCCGGGACGGCUGCCCCAACUGCUGCCGCUGCUGCCUCUGCUGCUGCUGCUGCUCCGGGAUGCAGGCGGCAGCCACCGGGCCCCCGCCCUGCUCGCCUCUCCUGUAGCCUCGGAUGGCCUGGCUGGGAUCAAAGACCCCUGGCGGUUCCUGGGGGACGCGGCCACCACUCUGGGCCCGGGCGCCCAAGACAUGGUCGCUGUCCACAUGCUCCGGCUUUAUGAGAAAUACAGUCGGAGGGGCGCGAGGCCAGGAGGCGGCAACACGGUUCGCAGCUUCCGGGCCCGGCUGGAAGUGGUCGACCAGAAGGCUGUGUAUUUCUUCAACCUGACUUCUAUGCAGGAUUCAGAAAUGAUCCUCAUGGCCACAUUCCACUUCUACUCAGAACCUCGGUGGCCCCGGGCACAAGAGGCCCCGUGCAAGCAGCAGGCCAAGAAUGUGUCCUGCCGCCUGCGGCCCCUGGGCCUGCCGUCUCGUCAGCACCUGCUCUUCCGCAGCCUCUCGCAGAACACGGCCACGCAGGGGCUGCUCCGCGGGGCCAUGGCCCUGGCGCCCCCACCACGGGCCCUGUGGCAGGCCAAGGACAUCUCCCCCAUAGUUAAGGCAGCCCGCCAAGAUGGUGAGCUGAUCCUCUCUGCCCAGCUGGAUCCCAGGGAGAAGGCCCCAGGGGUGUCCAGGCCCAGCCCCCACGCGCCCUACAUCCUCAUCUACGCUGAUGAUCUGGCCAUCUUGGAGCCCAACAGCGUGGCAGUGACACUGCAGAGAUAUGACCCCUUCCAGGCUGGGGACCCAGAGCCCGGCGCCGCCCCCAACAGCUCGGCGGACCCCCGCGUGCGCCGGGCCACACAGGCCACCGGACCCCUCCAGGACAACGAGCUGCCAGGGCUGGAUGAGAGGCCGGGGCACGCCUCCCACGCCCAGCACUACCACAAGCACGAACUGUGGCCAGGCCCCUUCCAGGCACUGAAGCCGCGGCCAGGACGCAAGGACCGCAGGAAGAAGGGCCCGGAUGUGUUCAUGGCCUCCUCGAGGGUGCUGGACUUCGACGAGCAGACGAUGCAGAAAGCGCGGAGGAAGCAGUGGGCUGAGCCGAGGGUGUGCUCCCGCAGGUAUCUGAAGGUGGACUUUGCAGACAUAGGGUGGAAUGAAUGGAUCAUCUUGCCCAAAUCCUUUGAUGCCUACUACUGCGCCGGCGUGUGCGAGUUCCCCAUGCCCAAGAUGGUCCGCCCAUCCAACCACGCCACCAUCCAGAGCAUCGUCAGGGCUGUGGGCAUUGUCCCAGGCAUCCCAGAGCCUUGCUGUGUUCCUGACAAGAUGAACUCUCUUGGGGUCCUCUUCCUGGACGAGAACCGGAACAUGGUUCUGAAGGUGUACCCCAACAUGUCUGUGGAGACCUGUGCUUGCCGGUAAGACCAGCAACUCCAGGUGGAAGGAAAUCUCUGCCCCACCCCCCACCCAGCAGGGUAGCAUCCUCAGGGCUUUCUGGGGUGAAGGCUUGAUGAGGGGUGCAGCUGUAUAUGGGGGGCAGAGCUCAGAGGCACCCUGGCUGCAUCCCAGAAAGAUCAAUCCCCUGAGGCACAUUUUGGGGUCUCUCACUGCUGAUGACUUAGCCCCAUACAUGCCAUUUCGAAUCCCCUGGAGGAAUCUGGGAAUUGGCCUGAAGGCUGCCCGUCGCCCAUCCCCUGUUCUGAAGACCUGAAAGCUAAAUGUGUCCACCAUGUUGGCUUUGGUGACCGUCAUCUCAAAACCUUGGGAGAAGACUACAAACCUGAAGGCAUCUGCUCUCUUCACCAGAAAGAGUGUCUGUUUAAACAAUCCAUUUACAACACUCUGGGCCACAUGUUGAUACUGGAAACUGGGCCUAAAUAAUGGUAUAAACUUUUGAUCUCCACUGCAGAAGCUAUCACACAAGCCCUGUGCACAUAUAACCAAUGUUGGUCUCUUUUUCUUAAUAUAUAUUUUAUUUUAAAACAAAGAGGAGGGAGUGGACACCGUUCUCCACGGAAGUAAUCGUGCUGGUGAAGUGUGCAUUGUUUAAACAUGUUUAUUGAAAUAACACAUACGAUAAUAUGUUGGAAUACUAAAAAAUAACCAAGAUUUUUAUAUUUUUGUAAAUUAUACUUUCUAUACUGUA